Molecule: messenger RNA, 1230 nt
Organism: Camellia sinensis
Lineage: Eukaryota; Viridiplantae; Streptophyta; Magnoliopsida; Ericales; Theaceae
Source: RefSeq, a predicted model, not a curated record
AUGAGUUCAUCAAGCAGUUUAGGUUCAUCUGCUGCAAGUGCUUCUGCUCCUUCCAUUGAUCAAUCUGGAGAUGAAAAUGCUCCUCUUUGGGGCUAUGUUACAAAAUUAGUUAAAAGGGGAGAAGGAGGAAGUGGUAAUACAAAAUUUAAGUGUAAUUUUUGUGACAUUGAGUACCAAGGGUCAUAUUUUAGAGUUAGAGCCCAUUUGUUGCUACUUACUGGCCAUGGAAUUAGAGUGUGUGCAACUGUGAAGAAUAAGAGUAAUCUUCUUUCUGAAAUUCGAAAGGUAGAUCAAGAAGCUGAAAACCGGAAAAAAAUGGCAAAGCCAAAAAAUGUUCCUUUACCGCCUCCAUCUUCUCAAAUUAGUGCUAGCCACGACAGUGUAGAAGAUGUUGGAACAUUUAGAAUGGAAGGUUAUGCACCAAGAAAGAGAAAGGCUUUCCAUUUGGCUAGGAAUCCAUACUUUGUGGAUGCUUUUCAAUAUGCUGCUGAGAAUCAAAUUGUUGGGUAUGUCCCUCCUGGAUAUAAUUUGUUGAGGACUACCUUACUUCAAAAAGAAAGGGCAAAUAUUGAAAGGUUAUUGGAACCAACUAAAAAAUCAUGGGAUGAGAAGGGGUUGAGUAUAGUAUAUGAUGGAUGGACUGGUGCACAAAGGAGGCCUCUCAUUAAUUUUAUGGCAGCAUGUAAUGGUGGAGCUAUGUUUAUAAAAGCUGUUAAUUGUGAGGGUGAGACCAAGGACAAGUAUCAUAUUGCCAAACUAAUUAGUGAAGUGAUUGAUGAAGUGGGUCCUAAUAAUAACAUUUGUGCUGCGAAGGAAGUUGGAGUUGCUGCAUAUGCUUAUGAUGAAUGCCAUUGGAUCACUACUGUGAUUGAUGAUGUAAUGUUUGUGAAAAAUUUUAUCAUGAAUCAUUCUAUGAGAUUAGCUAUUUUUAAUGAGUUUGUACCUUUGAAGUUACUUUCUGUUGUAGAUACACGCUUUGCAUCUGCAAUUGUUAUGCUAAAAAGGUUUAAACUUAUAUAUCAUGGUCUCCAAACAAUGGUCAUAAGUGACAAAUGGGCUUCUUACAAGGAAGAUGAUGUUGGGAAAGCAGCUGUUGUAAAGGAAAAGUUGUUGAAUGAUGUUUGGUGGGAUAAGAUUGAAUAUAUACUCUCAUUCACAUUGCCUAUUUAUGAGAUGCUUAGAUUUUGUGACACUGAUAAGCCAUGUCUACAUUUGGUUUAUGAGAUGUAG